AUGGCGGCUACCAAGACCUCGCACCCGUUGGCGGUCGCGACGCCCAAGAACUUCCGCUUCGGCAACGCCAUCAAGCCCGUCAAGGACCUGUCUUAUGUGGUUCGCUGGCCCAAGUGCGUGCAGCUACAGCGCAAGCGCGCCAUCUUGCUGCGCAAGCUGAAGAUCCCGCCGGCUUUGAACCAGUUCCGCACGACGCUCCCGCGCAACGAAGCGGUCGCGCUCUUCGCGCUGCUCGCGAAGUACCGCCCGGAGACGGCUGAACAGCGCAAACAGCGCCUGCUCGCGGAAGCCGAGGCGCGCAACGCCGGCGCCGCGCCGAAGCACGCCUCGAAAAAGACGCUCGUCUGCGGACUCGACGAAGUCACCAAGCUCGUCGAGACGAAGAAGGCGCGACUCGUCGUGAUCGCCUGCGACGUGCAGCCGAUUGAGCUCGUCUGCUGGCUGCCGACGCUCUGCCAAAAAAUGCAGGUGCCCUACUGCAUUGUCAAGGACAAAUCGCGCCUCGGACUGCUGCUGCACCGCAAGACCGCCGCCGUCGUCGCACUCGCGGAAGUCAGCCAGGCCGACGUCGCCGCGCUCAAGGCGCUCACGACCGCGUUCGCGCCGCAGUUCAUCGACAACGCAGACGCGCGCCGCCGCUGGGGCAACUAA
Molecule: messenger RNA, 651 nt
Organism: Dermatophagoides pteronyssinus (European house dust mite)
Lineage: Eukaryota; Metazoa; Arthropoda; Arachnida; Sarcoptiformes; Pyroglyphidae
Product: 60S ribosomal protein L8-like
Source: RefSeq, a predicted model, not a curated record